Molecule: messenger RNA, 1704 nt
Organism: Eremomyces bilateralis CBS 781.70
Lineage: Eukaryota; Fungi; Ascomycota; Dothideomycetes; Eremomycetales; Eremomycetaceae
Exons: 1
Coding region: 432-1379 (315 amino acids)
Source: RefSeq, a predicted model, not a curated record
CGUAGGUGCAUCAUGAUUGUCAAUAGAGUAAAAGAAAUGACGGCAAGUUGGCCGCCGUUUUUGCAGGCUUCCGUUGUUGGUAUACCCGAUCUCACUGCCGUAGCGAUCGUUGCCCACAGCCCUCGAUCCUCCCGGUCAUUAGCUCACUCCUAUCGUCCGAGGGUUUUCCACCGGCACUCUUUAGAAAUAUCUAUUAACUCAUCACAUUGAUCGAGACAUCCUCUACCGGGAGAACAUGAUCAGCUCCAUCCUGUCACGCGCUAAAGGAAAGGGUCCCCUUUGGUUCCAAGGAAAGCGACGGCCCGCCCUGACCACUAGUUAGGACCGUGACUACGAAGGUACGCCUUUAGCUGAAAUCAAGCCGCUCAUCUCCAACGCAACUUCUUCAACGAACGGACUUGCCCGCAUAUGAGAAGUCCCAGCUCACCAUUAUGGCUUCUCCAACUUCUCUAACUUCGCCAACUUCUCUAACUUCGCCAACUUCUCUAACUUCGCCAACUUCUCCAACCUCUCGAACUACAGAAACCCCACCGUUCGAUGAAAUGACUCCUAAGAUUCUACCAGUUGCAGGACUCGAACAAGCCCAAGUACUGCGAUUCAGCGUUGCCAAUUUCAAGCGUGCUGUUGCAGAUCGUCUGCGAGCUCUGGACGGUGACGGCGGAGGCAAUACACAGCGAUGGAUCGUUUUUCUGGCCUUUGACCACUCGAAGCUCACCUAUAUCGACCGACUCCGUUACCCAGUUCGUUUACAACUUGAUGAUGAUAAAUUAAUCGUCAGGAUGGUGACCCAUGUACACGAGAACAUGCACGUCAACUUGCAUUCCGAAAUAACCAUGCAGUUGAGGCUUAUGGGUCUCCGGCUUAAUCUGGAGUUUACGGGUUCCGGAUCAGGCCGGUGCCACCAUCGCUCAGGCCAUUCAUUCAAGGAGGCGGACAGCUCAAUAACACCUUCUAUCCCCCCGCCAUGGCCCGCCGUAGUUAUCGAGGCCGGUUGGACAGAGUGCUUAGGGCAUCUUUAUAUUGAUGCACAAUGGUGGCUAUCGGCUCAAUUGCCCCCAAACAAUACUCGAAUGGUGGUUCUAGCUUCAUUUAACAAAUCCGAACGUACCUUCCGCCUUGAACGGCACGAGCUCGUCACCGUUGCUGACACUAAUCGAACGCGAUCCGUGCCACUCGGAGUUCGAGAUAUCGCGAUGUGCAUGGCAGCUACGACGAUUGACCUCAGAUCGACACCCCCAAUCAUCACUGGUGCGCCAUUUGUGCUGCCUUUUGAGAAGAUCAUGCGGCGCCCUAAAGCGGCCGCUGAGCAGGACGUCUCGUUAAGCGCGGCUAAUCUCGAGGCAUGGGCCAUGGGUAUAACUCGUUUGUACAACAUUUGAGAGGGUCUAAAGCAUGAGCAUCUGAAGCUGGCGUCGUGUGGAGGAGUGAGCAUCGAUGGAGGUCGCGCCGUGUGAGUCAUAUAGGCAAAUAGACACCCCAAAACAGAGGUCUUCUUGCCGUCUGGUUGUUUUAGAGAGUAAAGGAGGGCGGCGCGGCUAUGUGAAUAUAAUUCGAGCUUUUUUUUAGGACGUUCGAAAAUUAUAAACUCUAGCUUCGUUCCUCCAGGCUCUCUUUAAGCGACACCCGCUUGCGGGUUCGCAUCUCCUGUUGUUGGAAUGCUGGGUGUGGUUGGGUUCCACGUGACACGGACAAAUGCGUUUCCGA